AUGAAUUCCCAGGAGGCUUUCCUGCGAGGUCCCUCGAGGUUCUUGCCGACGGGGCCCCAGUUGUGCAUGGUGCAUGUCCCUGCAUUCCACUCCUGCUUGGUUGGGUCUGUGACGGACCGUAGGGACUUUUAUUCGCAGGCCCGUGUCUCUGCAGAGCGGGGCCUCAGCAACGCAAUCGGCCCUGCUGUUCACCUCAGCGAUCUUGCAGGUACCGCAGCUUACGAUGCUUUUCUCCUGAAAGAAGCCUUGCAGAAAAGACGCAAACGGAGGCUCAAAGGUGAUGGUCUCGAAGGAGACAGUCCAAGGUCCAUCCUUGCGGGGCCUCCUUCUUCCGUUCAUGGCACCUUCCUUGCUCUCCUUCAAGGUGAUGCCGGAGGGGUCGAGUAUGCAACAGCAGGUCACGAGGGGCUCCUCCAGACCUUCGGGCUUCUCGACUCUGAGUGGGGCCGUCUCCAGAGCAAACACACUGUCCAUGCGCACGGCCCGUGGGACGGACUCAUAAUCGACGAUUUCUUCGCUCUUUCGCUAGAGUGCGCCUCUUUCCUCCCAGGCUCCGGCCUUUCUGCUUCAGAGGCAAAGCUUCGAGUCGCAAAGGCCGCCUAUGCGUCCGAACAGCUACCAGGCGCGGACGACAAAGACAUCUGGGGCAAGGGACAUUUCAAAGUCGCAGGAGCCGAGAUUGAUUCCAGCGUUGAGUGUGUUCGAGACGGCCUCACGACCAUCGGCUGCCCGGCCAAGAAGAGGCUCGGCCUUGCUGCCCUGUCUAUCCGAGCCGCCUGCUGGCCUCUUCUCUCGUCUGAGCUUUGUUCCAUGUUGGCCGGGUCCUGGGUCUCUUGCUUGCUGUAUCGGCGCUGUCUAAUGUCUUGCCUGGACGGCCUCUUUGCUCUUGGCAAGUCCAUGCCGGACGCCCCUGCGGGUAGUGCAGCUGUGCUCCUUCCUAGAAAAGUGGCAGGGGAGCUCCAGUUGUUAGCUCUUUUGGCGCCUGUCAUGUGCACGAAUGCCUCAGCCAGCCCGGCGGAUUUCAUCUGCAGCACCGACGCCUCUACAGCUAAAGGAGCCUACUGCAGGAAAGCUGUCGAUCCCGAGGCUUCUUUGCAUUGCUGGUUGGCUUCCGACCUAAAAGGCAGGCACAUAAGGCUCACUCACCCAGGCGCGACCUCCGAGGUAGUCCAUGAGGCCCUAGACUUUGCUGCUUCCAGCACUUCCUUGUGUCAGCCAGAAACACAGCGGAUAAAGAAGCCGUUGGCCUGCACCUACGACUUCCUCCAAAUCUGCGGCUCAGGCAGCGUCACACAGCACAUCCGCUCAAGGGGCCUCUGCUCCGGCCCUGUCAUUGACCUGUCCAGGUCAAAGCAAUACGAUCUGAGCCAGAUUCAUGUAGUCGAAUGGGUUUGUUUCCUCCUCCAGGAUGGGAGGCUCAAGUCGGUCCUGCUGGAACCUCCUUGCGCCACUUUCAGGUGCGCCGCUCGUUCGACAUGUCGGUCGUACGACGGAAACUCGCUAGCCUUCGCUGGUUUCAUUAUCUUCUUGGUCGCCGUCCGCACUGGCACGCCUGCCCUUCUUGUGCAGCCUCGGCGCUCGAAGAUGCGGAAAGAACUUGCUCUUCUUGGAAACCUGAUAGAUAUCAGCUUCAUACAAAGAAAGUGCCCCGGACAGCACCAGCACGUUCGUAUCCAGGGUGGACUAGAAAAAGCCACAGCCGUGUCCCAAGACAAAUUUGCCGGUGCUGUCGCAAAGACUUUCGCCAAAGCCAUCUUCAGCAGACCCACGCCCGCAGAGGCUCCCAAGACAGGUCUUGAAAAUGUCGCCAUUAACGACUUGCUUGUUAGUGGUUCAUGGGUCCUAGGAAGGUCCUGGGUUUGGCGCGCCUUGGCAAAAGGUCGGAGCUCAUCCCACCUUCUGAGGCCCGUCUUGUGUCGAGCUGCGGCUUGGCAAGUAGCGGGCGGCAUUUACGCGGGGUACCAUCACGCGCCUACGCGUUUAAACACUGCAGACGAUCCCACGAGGGACAGGACCGUCCGUGAGGCCGCCGGCCUUUCGCUUGUUGCAGUUGCUUCCGACACUUUUCUUUCCAGCCUUCUUGAGCUUGCAAAGCUGAGCGCUCCUGUUGGGGCCUGGUUCCGUCUUGCUUUGCUCCUCAGCUUUAAGGAAGGCCCCCGGCCGCCGCGCCGCGAGUUUGACAGCUCGCUCGGUUACCCUGGUGAGGGCCCCUUGAGCCCCAGAAACCAUCAGGACAGGCAGAGGCAAGGCAGCCGCGCUGGAAGGUCCCUUCCCGAGGGUCGGCCGGUUCUGCUCAGGACCUCCAAUAAUAGGGAUAAGCUGCUCCAUGGUUUUGAUGCAUGGCUUCGAGUCAUCGGAUCAUCUCUGCAGUUCCUGCUAACCACUGAAGCUUCUCCUGCCGAGACAAUCGUGGGAUACCUUUGUCGAUAUGGCCGUGAGCUUUUUGAUGCAGGAAGACCGUACUGGCAUUAUGCUGAGACUAUAAACGCCAUUGCAGCAAAAAGGCCGAGUUUGAGGCGUCAGCUUCAGGGUGCCUGGGACCUCGCUUUUCAGUGGAUGUCUUUGGAGCCGCACACUCACCAUGUCGCGAUGCCGGCUGUAAUCUUGCUUUCGAUGCUCUCGCUGAGUUUGCUUUGGGGUUGGAGGCUCGAAGCUGGCAUUUUUGCCUUGGCGUGGGGCGGCUUGCUUCGGAUAGGUGAGGCAACGGGAUCACUGCGCGCCUCUCUAGUCCUACCACGCGACGUCCUCUUUGCCAACCCCUACGUUUUGUUGAGGAUCGUUGAGCCAAAGACGCGCUUUCGAGCAGCUCGUCAUCAGGCUGCAAAGGUCGACCAGGAGGAUUUGGUGAAAUGCAUUGACAUGGCCUUUGCAUCACUUCCAGCAUCUUCACGUUUAUGGCCGAUGUCGUCGCAAACUUUAAGGCGCAGAUUCGAUUCAAUCCUUGACAGGCUGGGCGUACCGACGGCAAGGAAUCACGCAAGGCCUUUGGACCUUGGAUCGUUUAGGCCCGGCGGAGCUACCCACCAGCUCCAGGUCUCGGAGGAUGCUGAGCUGGUGAGAAGGCGUGGGAGAUGGAUGUCCCACAGGGUCAUGGAGGUUUACCUCCAGGAAGUGAUGUCGUCAGUAUUUUAUCCAAGUCUUCCAGUCCACGUCAGGGAGAAUGUCAUGGAGGCUGCAGUGUCUUUUCCAGCUAUCUUGGAACAAUCCGUACAGUGGACCCGGCAAAAGAUCCCCACCGAAGUAUGGUAUUCCCUUUGGUGCUGUUAA
Symbiodinium natans is the source of this 3267-nucleotide messenger RNA. The record is from the annotation of a GenBank genome assembly. Lineage: Eukaryota; Dinophyceae; Suessiales; Symbiodiniaceae.